AUGCCCAGCACACGUUCCCAGGCUCAGCCCAUCCUCAAGUUCCCCAGACGCAAGUCCUCCAGGGUUGACUCAAAAAGCACCCCCUCCAAGAGCACACUCCAGCCGAAGGAGACCCAGUCCCCCUGCCCCAUGGAGGCUCCUAAACAGCAGCCCCUUCCAGAGAGGAUCCAGCUAACGCCCCUCUCACAUGGGCCCAUGGCCCUCAAAGGCAUCACUCUGUGCCCAAGGCUGACCCCAAGAAUACCCCUCAGCCCUCGCAAACGCACAGGUAUGGGAUUGUGUUAUUAUACCCAACUUUUAAACGAUGUUUCACUGUCUAGAACUUUAGGUAGUUUGUGGAUUUUACAUAUUCUGUGCAACAUUUAAGCUGAUAAACCACCCUGCUCAAAAUUAAGUAAUUAUUUCCACCCAUGAUGUAAACGUGACCUGCUAUCCAAAAGACUGACAUCUUGUUUCUAACCUAACCAUGCGUCUUCUGUGUGUUUCUCAGGAGAUGAAAAUGGCUGUAACCUCAGUGCCAACCUACUGGGCUCUCCUCCCAAACAGAGCCGCCUUAACCUGGCCUCCCCCCGCAAGCUGGGCUUUGAUGAGAACUCCCCCGUUUUAUCCCCGAGGAGACUCCUGUCCCCCAAACGGCAGCCCCUCUCCCCCACCUCCCGCCCCAGGCCCUCCCCCAGCAGACUGCAUGAGACCCCCAGUGGGAGCCCAUCAUGUCCCCGAUCAGAGAAGAAGGCCCCGGUGGUCCGCCUCUUUGCUGAAAGUAAGACGCGUCUCCCUCACGUUCUCUUUCUCUUCUUCCUCACGUUCUCUUCCUCCUGUCUUUUUCUCAAACGCAAAUGAAAAGCGUAAAACUCCAAAGAGAAAUGUGUGCCUUUAUUUGAUUUGGCCAUUAUGCUAAUGUUCACUUCACAAUUCAAGAAAUGAUCACUUCCCUCAUCUACAUACUGUAUGUUCAUGUAGACUAAUAGCAGACUAUUAACCCCUUCUCCCUCUCUCCAUCCCUCUCCAGAGUCGAAGUUCCAUAGUGUGAAGCAGGCCCUCCACACGGCCGUCCCAGAGCGCCUGCUAUCCCGGGAGGCUGAGAGGUCCUCCAUCCGCUCCUUCCUGGAGGACAAGGCCCUGAACGCCAGCCCAGCCAGCCUCUACAUCUCUGGGGCCCCCGGCACCGGCAAGACGGCAUGCCUCAACUGUGUGUUGCAGGAUAUGAAGGUUAGCACCGUUGUUAGCGUUAGCCUCCGCUUUGUUAAUGAUGGGUUAAUUGUUAGCAUUAGCCUCGCGUUGAUCUUGAGUGGAUCCCGAUACUCUAAAAUGGCCUUACACCUCUACCAUAAGGCGCAGUAUCACUUAAUUCCACUGCUUGUGGACAGCACUGAACCCUGUGUAAAUUUAACCCCGUUGAUUUCUGUUACAUGAAUUUAACUAUUUCCUCUCUCUUGAUCCAGGAUGAGCUGAAGGAGAUUCAGACAGUGGUGAUCAACUGUAUGGCUCUGCGUAGCUCCCACGCCAUCUUCCCCCUGCUGGCAGAGAAGCUGGGGGCCUCCGGGGGCCACACCGACACCAAGCUGCAGAAACUGCUGACCAGCACAGGGCCCACUGUGUGAGUAUCUAGCUACUGUAUAUAACUAAAACCUAAAUCCACGAUACCUUUCGCCAAAAAAAAAAAAGUUGAGUUAAUCUCUAAAGUUGUCUUUGUCCAACAGCUCUGAAUUUACACUGUACAUUUUUUAAAAAUAUAUUUGAGAAAGGAAUUACAUUUUGCUGACCGAUAAGUUCUGUCUAUUAACCCUCUUUCUCCUCAGUCUUCUAGUCCUGGAUGAAAUGGAUCAGUUGGACAGCAAGGCCCAAGACGUUCUCUACACUAUCUUUGAGUGGCCCUACCUGCCCAAGUCCCGCCUCUGUCUCAUCGGUAAGAACCCCCAAAUAUACAGUGUUCUACAAUAUAUACCAUCUCUAGUAUACAUUUAUUGGACUUUACAAUUUCUAAUUUGUGGUCCUCUGUAGCUCAAUUGGUAGAGCAUGGGGCUUGUAACGCCAGGGUAGUGGGUUCGAUCCCCGGGACCACCCAUCCGUAAAAAUUUAUGCACACAUGACUGUAAGUCGCUUUGGAUAAAAGCGUCUGCUAAAUGGCAUAUUAAUAUCUAAGGAUUCAUCUGAAGAUUUCACCCUAAAACUUCAUACCAUACAUGUCUACCCUUUUCUCUAUUUAAAUUCCAUCUUUAACUCUCAUAGCCAUUUCCUCAUAUGGGCUGUCCUUAGUCUUCCUGUAUGCAGGCAGGUGUAAUGACAGUGUGUAAUGGGGGUGUCGUACCAUUCUAGGUAUCGCCAACGCUCUGGACUUGACAGACAGGAUCCUCCCCAGGCUGCAGGCCCUGCCUCGCUGUCGCCCCCAGCUGUUACACUUCCCUCCCUACAGCCGCCAGGAGCUCGCCGCCAUCGUACAGGACAGACUCACACAGGUGUCUGGAGAAGGGCUACUAGACCCAUCGGCCGUGCAGUUCUGUGCCAGGAAGGUGUCUGCUGUAUCGGGAGAUGCACGCAAAGCUCUGGAUAUCUGCCGGUAAGGGAAUGAAUUGACUAAAUAAUAUCUUAAAUACACUGUAUUAAUACUAAAUAACAUGUUGGUUGCAAUGAUGACUUCUUAGGACACAUUUGGGUUGCCCAUGAAAAUACAUUAAGAUCAAAUAUGAGCAACCAAAAAUGUGCAUUUACUAUGGCUAGUUGUAAGUGUUCUUGGAAAUUGGUAUGGGAAAGGGGGAUACCUAGUCAGUUGUACAACUGAAUGCAUUCAACUGAAAUGUGUCUUCUGCAUUUAACCCAACCCCUCUGAAUCAGAGAGGUGCGGAGGGGCUGCCUUAAUCGACAUCCACGUCUUCAGCGCCCGGGGAACAGUUGGUUAACUGGUUGAAGUUUUGUAUGAGAAAAUAAAGUAGCAUGACGCCGGUUCCUCUGUUACAGGAGAGCUGUAGAGCUUGUGGAAUCUGACAACCGAAAGAAGGCAGCCAGCCCCACAGCAGAAACUAAAGCGUCUCGCGUGAGCAUACCCCAGGUGGCGAGGGUGCUGUCGGAGGUGUACGGGGACCGCAUGUCCUCCUCCGAGGGAGAGAGCUUCCCCCUCCAGCAGAAACUCCUGGUGUGCUGUCUGCUACUGCUCACCCGCAACGGCAAGAACAAGGAGAUCCCACUGGGCAAGGUGAGAGAGACGGGCCCACUGCAUUGGUGCGAACACGAUACUACAACACACGUUUGUAAAUUGAGAGCAAACAUUAGCAUUUUUGUUGUUGUUGCUUUUAAUUUUGUACUACACUGAGUAUAUAAACCAUUAAGAGGAUUUUUUUGCCGUAGACAAUUGAGACAUGGAUUUUAGACAAUUGAGACAUGGAUUGUGUAUGUGUGCCAUUCAGAGGGUGAAUGGGAAAGACCAAAGAUUGAAGUGCCUUUGAACGGGGUAUGGUAGUAGGUGCCAGGCGCACCGGUUUGUGUCAAGAACUGCAACGCUGCUGGGUGGGACGCAUUAGAGUCAUGGGCCAGCAUCCCUGUGGAAUGCUUUCAACACCUUGAAGAGUCCAUGCCCCGACGAAUUGAGUCUGUUCUGAGGGCAAAAUAUUAGGAAGGUGUUUGGUAUACUCUGUGUACAUGCAUCAUACACAAGUCUAAUUUAAAGCUAGUCAGAAUUAAACAGUUAGACGUUUUCUCUUGCACUGACCUGCUUACCACUAAAAGUCAUUGGGUUGUUGAAGGUCAGUACCAUUCUUUCUCAAGUCUGACUCUCCUCUCUAUCCCUCAGCUCCAUGAGGUGUACAGCCGUCUGUGUGCCCAGAGACAGGUGGGCAGCGUGGGCCAGGGGGAGUGCCUCUCCCUCUGCAGUCUGCUGGAGAGCCGGGGCAUCUUUGCCCUGAAAAAAGCCAAGGAGGCUCGCCUCACCAAGGUUUCUCUGAAGAUUGAGGAGAGGGAUGUGGAGAACGCUCUGAAGGAUCGCACCCUGCUGGGCAGCAUCCUGACCGCUGGCCUACCAUGACCUCUCACCUUUUACCCCUAUGAUGAUAUACAUUUCUCCAUCAUCUGACUGAACCAGAUUAAUCUUUAUUUUUACCUUUUUUAUUACUUUUUUAAUGAUUUUUGGGAUUCUCUUUUCCUGGUGUUGUGAUGCAUAUCCAACUAUGACUACCUUUUUCAGAACAAUGAUUGCAGUGAUUGUACAAUUUUUAUUAGCAGAUGAUAAACAUGGACUGGAAACAUUUCAGAUGGUCAGCCAAACUGACCAGCUGCUUUUAACUUGAGUUUAAAAUGCUCAUUAUUUAUUUUUGGGGGUGAGAACCUUAUGUACAUCUAUAUUGUAAUAAAUUAAUGUACACAUUUUAAACAA
Messenger RNA from Coregonus sp. 'balchen', 4363 nucleotides. NCBI's taxonomy places the organism in Eukaryota, Metazoa, Chordata, Actinopteri, Salmoniformes, Salmonidae. The record is from the annotation of a GenBank genome assembly.